Messenger RNA from Zophobas morio, 2089 nucleotides. Its product is annotated as tyrosine-protein kinase CSK-like. The transcript has 9 exons. Gene Ontology annotation, molecular function: ATP binding; non-membrane spanning protein tyrosine kinase activity. Lineage: Eukaryota; Metazoa; Arthropoda; Insecta; Coleoptera; Tenebrionidae. The record is from RefSeq and is a predicted model, not a curated record. Gene Ontology annotation, biological process: protein phosphorylation. Bases 181 to 1614 code for a protein of 477 amino acids.
AACUCUUCACAAAAACAAAAUGGCUGUUGUUAGUUAGAAUUGACGUUUUGAUGUAUGUUUUUGAAAUUUAAACCCAGUUUCCUCCAAAAAAAAUACACAGCGAUGCUUCCAUAUUUUAAAAUAGCGUAGUUUAAAAAAAGUGUCAACGAUGUUUUAAAUCAAGUGAUUUAUUCUUGAGUGAUGACCAGCCAAAACUCGCCAUUUCCUCAGAGGUAUCAGCACAUUUUUGAGUACCGACAAACAGAUGGUCAAUGUUACCCCAUGACCACUUCACAUCCACCUACAGUUCCUGCCAGAGGAAUCAAAAGAAGUACUCCCAGUGAAGUGACCCGUCUCCAUGAUGAGCCAUCAUGGAUGGCACCUAAAGAUAUGGCACCCCCCAUGGACAAUAGCGUCAAACACGACUGUAAUUUAAGUUUAAGGUCUCCAAAUAACAUGAAUAUAAGCUCAGAAUGUAACAAUUUUAAAAAUGUCCGUCAUGAUGUCAACGUGAACCACGUCCCAAGCCUAACGAGAUCGAACUCUAAGUUUAAUACACCUUGGUUUCAUGGUAAUAUUUCCCGGGAGAACGCCGAAAAUUUAUUAUCUGCCCGAACGGACGGACUCUUCCUUGUUAGAGAAUCAACGAAUUUUCCUGGCGAUUAUACACUGUGUGUUUGCUAUGAUAGUAAGGUCGAACAUUAUAGGGUAAAAUCGCACGGAGGCAAACUGACAAUAGAUGAUGAGGAGUUUUUUGAUAAUCUCGAAGAAAUGAUAGAACAUUAUAAAAACGACGCCGACGGCCUUUGUACCAAAUUAGUGAAGGCCCUGUGCAACGAAAAGGUGAAGGAAAACGACGAUCUUUGUGUUAUCUCAGAACAGGAGCUCGAAAUUUGCGAACCGAUCGGUAAAGGAGAAUUCUGCGAAGUGAUGUUGGGUAAAUGGAAGAAAAAUAAAGUGGCUGUUAAGGUUUUAAAAGAUUCCAGUGAAGCGGAAGCGAUUUUGAUGAAAUCUUUACACCACGAAAAUUUGGUGAAUUUGUUGGGGAUUGUGAGGAAAAAAGAUCAAAUAUAUUUAGUGACGGAAUAUAUGAGUAAAGGGAGUUUAGUAGAUUACUUGAGGUCGAGGGGACGCUUACACGUUACAAAGAAAGAUCAAAUUAAUUUUGCGUAUGACACUAGUUCGGGGAUGGAAUAUUUAGAAAAAAUGCAUGUAGUUCAUAGAGAUUUAGCUGCCAGAAAUGUACUCAUCGCGGAAAAUGGUGUGGCCAAGGUUUCCGAUUUCGGAUUAGCGAGGAAGGAGAUGAAUCCUACGUCUGAAUCAGCAAAAUUGCCUAUUAAAUGGACCGCUCCAGAAGCUUUAAAACGAAACAUGUUUUCCAAUAAAUCAGACAUGUGGAGUUUUGGGAUUCUUUUGUGGGAAAUUUAUUCUUUCGGUAGAGUUCCUUAUCCAAGAAUACCCCUUGCUGACGUUGUCAAACAUGUAGAAAAAGGGUAUAAAAUGGAGGCUCCAGAAGGUUGUCCAUCGGAAGUGUAUGAAAUCAUGAGACAGGCGUGGGAUUUAAAUCCAGAGAAAAGACCGACGUUUCAGGAUGUGAAAGCCAAACUUUUACACCUGAAGCAACAAACCUCCUGAAAAAAUCGUUCUAGUGUGUAAUGUAGGAUUAUGUGUGAGUGGACGUGAGUGCACAUUGUGUGAUCAACAUUGUAAUUACACUUUUAUUGCAAUUAUUAUUCUAAUCAUUAUUUUAGAUUUUUUAUUGUACAAUUAUUAUUUUUUUAUGUGGUGUGCUUCAGGAAACUAGGAACAUGUUUGACAACUUUUGCCGUACUUUUUUGUAAGAUUUAAUAUUUAUUUUUUGAAAUUUGUGUAAAUUUAGACGUACUUAAAGCAAGUGUUCAAUCAUGAAUCAAAAAUUUUAUUUGCUUAUAGAAAUAAUCUCACAUUGGUUAUUUAACUUGUAAUAUUUUGUAAAUUUUUAAAAAUUUAUACUUUUCCGAAAUUGAGAUUCUUUAUUUUAUAUAUUGUUUAGUUAUAAAUAAUGUCAAGACUCUAUAGUUUUAAAAGCUGUAAUUCUAGCUUUCAUUGCCGAUUCAAGUUAAGCUCAUCU